GAGUGGGGGGCGUGGGUAGGGGAACGGCAUAAUCUUUGACACCUGGCACACAAUACACAAGCAUCAAGUUCUGUCACUUUUGGGAGGAACAUUAAGGUCGGUUUACCAUGGCGACGGUGGUGAUGGAGCAGAUUGGUCGACUGUUCAUCAAUGCGCAGCAGCUUCGGCAGAUCCCUCAGCUGCUGGAGUCGGCCUUCCCUACGCUGCCUUGCACUGUGAAGGUGUCCGAUGUUCCGUGGGUGUUUCAAGAACGCCACAUCCUCUCCGGCUACAGACAGCCUGACCAGAGCUGGCGCUACUAUUUCCUCACCCUCUUCCAGAGGCACAAUGAGACCCUGAACGUGUGGACCCACCUGCUGGCUGCUCUCAUAAUCCUGGUGAAGUGGCAGGAGAUCUCAGAAACGGUGGACUUCUUGCGAGACCCUCACGCUCAACCUCUAUUCAUCGUCCUCCUGGCAGCCUUCACCUACCUCUCCUUCAGCGCCCUCGCUCACCUCCUCUCAGCCAAGUCGGAGCUUUCCUGUUACACCUUCUACUUCCUCGACUACAUUGGAGUUGCGGUCUACCAGUAUGGCAGCGCCCUGGCGCACUAUUAUUAUGCCAUAGAGAAGGAGUGGCACACUCGAGUCCAGGGGCUCUUUCUCCCUGCGGCAGCCUUCUUAGCCUGGCUCACAUGCUUCGGCUGCUGCUACGGUAAAUACGCCAGCCGUGACAUCCCCAAGUUUGUCCUGAAGCUGUUCCAGGUGGUGCCCUCAGCCUUGGCCUACUGUUUAGACAUAAGCCCCGUGGUUCACCGCAUCUACAGCUGCUACCAGGAAGGCUGUUCCGACCCGGUGGUGGCGUACCAUUUCUAUCACGUGGUCUUUUUCCUGAUAAGCGCCUAUUUCUUCUGCUGCCCUCACCCUGAGAGAUUCUUCCCCGGCAAGUGUGACUUCAUCGGACAGGGCCAUCAGAUCUUUCACGUGUUCGUGGUGGUGUGCACGCUGACGCAGAUCGAAGCCCUGCGGACUGACUUCACAGAGCGCCGUCCGCUGUACGAGCGCCUCCACGGCGAUCUCGCACACGAUGCCGUCGCGCUGUUCAUCUUCACUGCCUGCUGCAGUGCGCUGACCGCUUUUUACGUACGCAAGCGUGUACGGGUCGCUCUCCACGAAAAGGAGGAGUAAGACCCUAACAUUAAAGUUUUAAAAAAAGUAAUUUAUUUCACAUUGUAGUGACCACUCAUUAAAAUAUUUGAAAUAUUUUUGUUUAUGGAAAUUUGUGACAGUUACGGUGAUCGCAAGACAACUCUGAGCUAAAGGUAUGCUUUGGACUUUCAUCGAGCAAAAAGGAAAAAAUAUCACAACCUAAUAUUUGUGAAAACAGAUAGUAGCUGAACACUGCAGUGAUUCUUCAUCUUUACUCUGCUCUCUCAACAGUCAGCAACAUUUUUAUUUUGUCUGGAUUUGAAUAUUUGAUCAAACCUACAGAAUAUUCAUCUGAAAAGAAGCAGAAAAAUAGAGAUGCCUUUCAACUUACAAAUCCUCAAUUUUGAAAUAAUAUAAUAUCAGUGCUGCAAACAAAUCGUAGCAUCUCAAAACAUUUAGGCACUUUUUAACAGCUGGCAGUAAAACACAAAGUAUUUUUACACUAAAAUAAAAGUUCCUUCAUUUGAACUGGUGCUUUUAUAUUUAGCUUGCUACAUUUCUUAAAACCUCCAUUUAAUUCUGCUCAUCUUUCAGACUUUUUUUCCCGGCACUGUCACUGUGCCGGGCAAAUGUUUGAGCAUGUUCCGGAAAAGUCAAGACCGCAGUUGAAAAACCAAAUAUUAUAAUCCUGAUGUAAUUUUUCUUCUCGUGAUCAAUACCUGAUGAAAUAAGUUGAAAGUGAGGCUGGCACUCCAUAUCAGUUAAAGGUGGUCUGUGAAUUAUGAUGUCAUUUUGCUCUUAUGGCAGUGGAACCUUUUUAUUCCAAGGGCUGAAACUUCAGCUUUGAACUUUCCACAUCUCAUGAAAUCAGUGCUUUGAUUGUGUGAUUAGUUUUCACUGUCGUUUUUUGGGGGAUAAAAAACAAACCGUGUCCGACUGGUGUUCUGCUUUUGACAUUUUGUUUUGAAUAUGUAUGUGCCUCUCUGCAUGUCUCUUGGUACGUACUGUGGCUAUAAAGUGUGUGAAUGUCUAUGAAAGCUAAGCCUUGCACUUCUUUCUUACCUUGUAAAUACUCAGUGUUUCUCUAGGAUGUCGUUUGCACCUGGUUUUCUAUUUAUCCCUUUGUUUUUAAUACUCGUCUGUUGACUUUUGUUCUGACACAGUCCUCCAGUAAUGCUGUUUAGAGUCCUAUCUCACCCAACUCCAGAUGUCAGAUAUGAUCUACGUGCAUUGCAGCAGCCUCUGUUAUGGUGGUGUUUAAUGUGCCAAUGAAUCUGUAAUUGCUUCAUUGUUGGAACAAGUGAAAAAUCAAUUCAGAGAUGGCUUGAGUCUAAAUGUUUUUUUUGUUUUUUUUUAUCUAGCUAUAAACACGUUACUGAUUUCAUAUGCCCGCCCGUGAAUAUGAAACUUUGACCACUGUUGACUUUGACGUUUUUUGACCUUAUCUAUUCAUGCACUGCCUGAAUCAGCACUGUAUAAAGUGGAGAUGACAACACUGGCUGUGUUUACACACUGGGAGGAGCGUCUGCUGUUCAUCCUGGGACAAAUUUCUGAGUAAGCUGGACAAACCUGUUUUCUUUUCCCAGAGAAACAUCCCAUCAUUACUUGUUAUUUGGUGAGAAGGUGAAGCUCAAUGUGUGCAUUUAAAAUGUUACCUGCAUGUGUCUUUGUUGAUUGGCUAAUUAUAUCCUACAGCAAAAAAAUGGUCUCACAGUCAGUGACCAGUCCUGUGCUGUGAGACCAGGUCACUGUUCUUAUCGACUUAAGGACCAAAACAAUAGAAGUUUAGGUUUCAUUCCCACACUUUUUACAGAUAACUACGCAUUAUUUUGUGUAAUGUAGUAGCCUGGAGGAGACCACAGUUGUUUUGGACUGAGCCUGGAAACACUGGUCACUGGAAUGUAGCCAGGGCUCCAGUACUGUCAGAGCUCCAUAGUCAGCAGCCUCGAUUCUGUGACAUAAACACUACUGUGUUUUAGACUAAAGAGCAGUCAGUGUAAUAUUUGCACCCUGUGUGUGUACAGUACAAUGCGUGUCUUAAUAUUUAUAACCAGUGUAUUUAUGGCCACUGUUGUCACCUGAGGUUUCCUUUUAUUCUUUUCUGAAUGAGAGCAACUAGAAUGUUUUCUGCCUCUACAAAUACAGUAUGUGUGGCUGACUGUACUAAUACUCUGUGGUAUUUAAGAAAAUAAAGUGUUACUGUGAA
Cynoglossus semilaevis (tongue sole) is the source of this 3333-nucleotide messenger RNA. It is a transcript of the gene paqr7b, whose product is annotated as progestin and adipoQ receptor family member VII, b. The record is from RefSeq and is a predicted model, not a curated record. The transcript is spliced from 2 exons. Gene Ontology annotation, cellular component: plasma membrane. Gene Ontology annotation, biological process: response to steroid hormone. NCBI's taxonomy places the organism in Eukaryota, Metazoa, Chordata, Actinopteri, Pleuronectiformes, Cynoglossidae. Bases 108 to 1166 code for a protein of 352 amino acids. Gene Ontology annotation, molecular function: steroid binding; nuclear steroid receptor activity.